Messenger RNA from Sparassis crispa, 1119 nucleotides. RefSeq names its product Ceramide very long chain fatty acid hydroxylase SCS7. The transcript has 6 exons. Gene Ontology annotation, cellular component: membrane; endoplasmic reticulum. Bases 1 to 1119 code for a protein of 372 amino acids. Gene Ontology annotation, biological process: lipid biosynthetic process; fatty acid metabolic process. Lineage: Eukaryota; Fungi; Basidiomycota; Agaricomycetes; Polyporales; Sparassidaceae. Gene Ontology annotation, molecular function: fatty acid 2-hydroxylase activity; iron ion binding; heme binding. The record is from RefSeq and is a predicted model, not a curated record.
AUGUCGAAAAGAGUCCGCAUCUAUACUCUGGAGGAUGUUGCUGCUCACAGCUCUCCGUCGAGCUGCUGGGUCACUCGUGAUGGCAAGGUUUACGACGUGACCAAUUUCCUGCCCGACCACCCGGGAGGUGACGACCUCCUCUUGAGCUACGCCGGAAGGGACGUUGGCGCAAUCAUGAAGGACUCAAGCCAGCACGACCACUCGGAUUCAGCGUAUGACAUGCUGGACGAAUGCAUCAUUGGGAGGAUUGGCUCUGAAGCGGAUAUCGUGCGCGAGGAUUGGGAAGCUACCGAUGAUUUCGUGCCCGAAAACACGGACACUACUGCCGACUUUGAGAAGACGCAUUUCCUCGACCUUCGCCAGCCGCUUUUGCGCCAGGUGUGGGAGGCCAACUUUAGCAAGUCGUACUAUCUGCAACAGGUUCACCAACCUCGCCACACUCCUGAAUCUCCGCGUCUCUUUGGACCGGAUUACCUCGAGAUUUUUUCACGUACGGCGUGGUACGUUGUGCCGAUCGUAUGGUCGCCCAUUGCAAGCUACAUCUUUAUCCGCUCGUUGGUCCAAUUCACACUGGGCAAUGACUCCCUACCCCUGUUCAGAGAAGAUCCUCUUGCGCCGCUCAUUGCUAUUACCACGACCACCAUCCCACUCUUGUCAGUUGUGAAGACACUACUCUGUUUCUUCUUAGGAAACUUCGUGUGGACGAUCCUGGAGUACAUCUUCCACCGGUGCCUAUUCCACAUGGACUAUUACCUCCCGGAUCACCCGGCGGCAUUAACAGUGCACUUUUUGCUACAUGGCGUUCAUCAUUAUCUUCCUAUGGACAGGCUGCGAUUGGUGAUGCCUCCUGCUAUGUUCGCUGCUCUGGAAGCGCCUAUGACUGCGCUGGCCCACGCCUUGUUCCCAGCAGCAGUUGCGAAUGGCAUCAUCGCCGGCGCCUUCACUUUUUACAUCGUAUAUGAUUGCAUGCAUUACGCGCUUCACCAUAGCAAACUGCCUAUCUAUGUGAAAGAGAUGAAGAAGUACCACCUCGCGCACCACUACAAGAACUUCGACCUCGGGUUCGGCGUGACGAGCAAGAUAUGGGACUACGUCUUCAACACCGUGCUACCUAUUUGA